AUGAAUUCUUAUAAUAACAACAAUGGUAGUGGAGGAGUAGGUGGCAAUGGUAAUGGCAAUGGCAAUGGCAAUGGUAACAUCAAUGGAAGUAGUGGUAUAAACAACAACAAUCAUGAUUCAAACUAUCAUAUAAUGGUUGGUCAUCAACUGCAACACCAACAACAACAACAACAACAGCAUCAUGGAAAUGGACAUGGUCAUGGACUUGUGCAUCAUAGCCAACAAUAUCAACAUAUACUACAGCAGCAACAACAACAGCAACAGCAGCAGCAGCAACAUAGCAAUCACAUACUCCAACAACAACAUCAACAACAGCAACAACAACAACAACAACAACAACAGAUACAUAACAUAAUAUCACCAACAAGUUCAAUGUUGCAUCAUCGACCUCCAAUGUCUAUACCUCCAUUGGUGUCAAUGAGUUCGCCUCACAGUGCAGGCACAUCGACGAGCAAGUCCCAUGCAUCACUCUCCCCUCCAUACAAGUACUCGUCGUCAGGCAUUGUCCUGCCACCAAUCUCAUCACCUAGCCAUCAGACACCUGUCUCGACAACCUCGUCAAUGUACAACCCAUUGAGGAUUCCAACCACAAUGCAGGUACAGCAACAGCAACAGCAACAUCAACAACAGCAGCAACAACAAAUGCAACAACAAAUGCCCUAUGACUACAACAACUCAGACACAUCGUUGGGAUCAUCAUUCAUUGAGCCACGCUCGCCAAUAUCUAGCCAGGUCAAUGCCUCGCCUGUGCACUUCAAUGACCCGCCUCCAUUCAAGAUCCCACUGCAACUGCCUCUGAUCAACUCACCAUCACAAUCAAUGAACUCACCCGACUCCCUACAUCUAAUGCGCGACUUCUAUAGCAGGACUUCGCCCACGCCAUCACCCAACAAGCAUCUCUUUUACCAGUCCCAGCAGCAGCAACAACAACAACAUCAAACGCAAGCACAACACCAAGUCUACCCCCACACACAACAGCAGCAACAGCAUCAUCAUUCCCCGCACAACAUGUCACAAGAGUCAUAUUCACCAAGUCACAUGGGCCACAUCAAUCUGUCGAGCACGCCAACCUUUCAUUCCAAUGUAUAUCUAUCACCUCCAACCACAUCUACAUCCACAUCCAACUCCAACUCUACAUUCAACAUCACAUCCCCGCAAUCACUUCCAAGUGCCAAUCCCUUCCAAGGCACUGGCAAGAUUGGCAACAGCAACGGCUCCAGCAGCAAUUAUCUUCCAAUCUAUGACACAAACAAGUCAACAUCGACCACUACUACAUCAACCAAUGGCGUCAACAACAACAAUAACAACCACACAGAGUCAGUACUCAACUUCAUUGACAACACAUUGGUGGUGUCCAAUGGCAAACCGAAUGGCAACACUGGUGGCGGAUCUAGGAAGAGAGCUGCAACAAAUGGCGGCUCAAAGAGCAGUACGCCACCAUUGAGAUCACAGAAGCAGGUGCCAAUGGCAAUCGCACCGCUUCAGAAGUGCCCCAGUGUGUACAACACAUACAUGGACAUCACUCGGUUGGGGGACACGUCGCCCGAGUUCAGCGACGAGGAGUUCCCCGAGAUCAAAGCUCGUUUCAAAGUCAUCGAGAAGAUUGGCCAAGGCACAUUCAGCGGUGUCUACAAGUCAGUGUGCAUUCAGGGGCCUGAUGCGGGGCUGGUCGUGGCGCUGAAGCGAGUGGCGCCCACCUCAUCACCAACCCGAAUACUCAACGAGAUCACCAGUCUUCAGCGCGUUGGUGGCUCCAGCCAUGUCUCCAAACUGCUAGGUGUACUCAGACACAUGGAUCAAGUCACACUGAUCCUGCCCUACUUUGAGCACGACUCAUUCAAGGAUUACUUCUUCCGAUUGACGCCAGACGAGUUGAGGUACUACCUCCAUGCUCUAUUCACUGCACUCAAACAUGUACAUGCACAUAACAUUUGCCAUCGUGAUGUAAAGCCAACCAACUUCCUUUACAACCAACAUAAGAACUUGUUUAUGUUGAUCGACUUUGGAUUGGCACAAGAGAUGCUUCCACAACCAACACAUGAGCCAGAAGAGAGGAAGAAGCGCACAAGGGAUGAUUCCAAGUCAAGGGGUAAAGCCAACCAAGCUGAAUCAAAGACACAACAACAACAGCAACAACAACAACAAGCUCCAAGAGCUGGAACACGAGGAUUUAGAGCGCCAGAAGUACUGCUAAAGUAUAAUAAGCAGACGACCUCUAUUGAUAUAUGGUCGGUUGGUGUCAUCCUGAUGAGUAUAUUAUCAGGCCGCUAUCCAUUCUUUAUAUCUCCGGAUGAUAUUACCAGUCUGGCAGAGAUUGUGUCGAUCAUUGGAACACGCAAGAUCACCGAGUUGGCCGGUAUACUGGACAAACAGAUUGCCCUGUCGGAGCAUAUCGAGCCCACCAGCUGGACGGCCUUGGCUCGACGACUGCGUGAUGAGAGUGGAGAUAUCAAGUUAUCGAUGCCACAUGAGGCCUUUGAUCUGUUGGAACGCUGUCUCGAUCCCAAUCCAUUCACCAGGAUCACAGCCAAAGAUGCACUAUCUCAUCCAUUCCUCCAAUCACUCAACUUCAAUAUCUCUACAUCAUCAUCACUUCACUCCAACAACAACAACUCAUUUGCACAUAUAUUAUAA
Messenger RNA from Acytostelium subglobosum LB1, 2634 nucleotides. RefSeq lists its product as hypothetical. Gene Ontology annotation, molecular function: protein serine/threonine kinase activity; ATP binding. NCBI's taxonomy places the organism in Eukaryota, Evosea, Eumycetozoa, Acytosteliales, Acytosteliaceae. The record is from RefSeq and is a predicted model, not a curated record. Bases 1 to 2634 code for a protein of 877 amino acids. Gene Ontology annotation, cellular component: nucleus. The transcript is spliced from 4 exons. Gene Ontology annotation, biological process: mitotic DNA damage checkpoint signaling; protein phosphorylation.